Messenger RNA from Heteronotia binoei (common prickly gecko), 1654 nucleotides. RefSeq names its product epithelial cell adhesion molecule (gene EPCAM). The transcript has 9 exons. Gene Ontology annotation, molecular function: cadherin binding involved in cell-cell adhesion. Bases 333 to 1247 code for a protein of 304 amino acids. Lineage: Eukaryota; Metazoa; Chordata; Lepidosauria; Squamata; Gekkonidae. Gene Ontology annotation, cellular component: bicellular tight junction; membrane. The record is from RefSeq and is a predicted model, not a curated record.
UCUUUCGCCCCGCCCCCUCCUGCCGCGCCCGGUUUCGUUCAGGUGGCCCCGCGGGCUAUAAACGCUUGGAGGCGGGAGCUGGAGAGACUCAUUUGUUCUUCGCUUGAAAAGGCAGGAGCUUGACCAGGACACGGCUAGCGAGAGAAGGAAAAGGCGGACCGUGUGUAAUUCGAGACGGCGGGCGCGGCCCGGUGAGGAGGGUUUGGUUUAGUCGCGGAACCUGCUUGGGCAGCUCAGGAAAGCAGCAGCAGCAGCAGCAGGAGGAAAGGCGCAGCGGAAGACCGAAGAGGAGAAACCUCUGCCAAGCAACUCACGCCAUUCUUUACCUGGCGAUGGCUUUUCACCGUAGGGUCGUCUUGCCCCUGGUGGCGCUCCUCGCUCUCGUCGCCACAGUGUACUGCGAUUGCAUGUGUGACAAGAACAAGCGAGUAAAAGAAUGCAUAUUAAAUAAUGGUGAAUGCACGUGUGUUUCUUUGGGGUCUGAUAUUACAGUAUCCUGUGGAACAUUGACCUCGAAGUGCUUACUGAUGAAGGCAGAAAUUACUGGCUUAAUGGGUAGAAAGCGACCAAGUCAGGCUUUUGUAGACAAUGAUGGCAUUUAUAAUCCAGAGUGUGACAACAAUGGCAACUUCAAAGCUAAGCAGUGUAAUGGGACAAGCACCUGCUGGUGUGUUAACUCUGCUGGAGUAAGAAGAACUGAAAAGAGUGAAGCAAACAUUACAUGCAAUGAAGUAGUAAGGACAAGCUGGAUUAUUAUUGAAACGAAACCUGUAAAUACUGUUUUGGACACACAGUCUGUUCAAAGGGCCUUUACAGAAGCAUUUGUUCAGCGUUACCUCUUGGAUGAAAAGCACAUAAAUGUUAUGUAUGAUAACAGUUACAUCACUGUUGAGCUGAAGCAAAAUACUUCAGAGAAAUCCUUAGGGGAUGUGGAUAUAGCUGAUGUAGCAUACUACUUUGAAAAAGAUGUCAAAGGGGACCCCAUACCUAUUCAGUCACGCUGGAACCUUACAGUCCAAGGACAGCCUCUGGAGCUUCAAGACACCCUGAUCUACUAUGUUGAUGAAAAGCCACCAGAGUUCUCAAUGAAAGGAUUGACUGCUGGAGUAAUUGCUGUCAUUGUUGUUGUAGCAUUGGCAAUAGUUGCUGGCAUUCUUGUACUGGUUUUUACUAGAAGAAAGACGGGGAAAUAUGAGAAAGCUGAGGUAAAGGAAAUGAAUGAAAUGCACAGAGAACUGAAAUCAUAACUGCUGUAACGAGUCACAAGAUAAACAUGGUGAAAAUAUCAAAAUUGAAAAUUAACUAUAUGGACUCAUGAUUUUUACACUGUGCAUACCUGUAACUUUAGUAAAGAGGAUUAUCUCAAUUUAGGACCUAUACAGGUACGUUGUGUUUUCAGUGCUAAGACAAUAGCGCAUGUUCAGAUGAGUCCUCCUUUGUCACAGUUCAUGUAACAUUUUAAUGAUGCCUUAAGUGUGUACUAAAUGAGAAGCAUGUUUUAAAAGUUCUAGAGGACGUCUGCCCCACUUCGGCUGCCAGACUUCUCUUGCAUAUAGUGAAGUGUGGUGUGCUUUUUAAAAUGUCUGUAAAUAUUUGUAUUCAAAUUUGCUGGAACUUUUUUACAAGUGAUGAAUUUAAUAAAUUCAGGAACCAA